Messenger RNA from Atta colombica, 2455 nucleotides. It is a transcript of the gene Nt5b, whose product is annotated as cytosolic purine 5'-nucleotidase. The record is from RefSeq and is a predicted model, not a curated record. Gene Ontology annotation, molecular function: 5'-nucleotidase activity. The transcript has 11 exons. Bases 23 to 2272 code for a protein of 749 amino acids. Lineage: Eukaryota; Metazoa; Arthropoda; Insecta; Hymenoptera; Formicidae.
CAACGAGUUGACCACAGUCACGAUGAUAAACGGCGCGUACGCGUGGUGGAGGCUCGCGAGGAUCGCUAGACACGGACUUUUACCUCCUUUCUCUUUUCCUCCUACUACUGCUACUCCUACUACCGCCGCCGCCGCCGCUACACCGUGGAUCUCGGCGCUCAGCCGACGACGACGAAGCGACGACGGGUUACGCACGGCGCCACGAACGGGCUUGGCCUCCGUCGCCGACGGCAACGGCGAUGGCGACGGCGACGGCGGCGAUGUUUCCAUGGGUCGCACCGCGCCAAGCAUUAUUCGCGCCUCGACCAUCCGACAGCUAAUUAUGGAGCUUGAAAACUGCAAUGCACAUGGAGAUCAGGAGAAUACGGGGCCUAAUACACCGCAGUAUGACAACGAUCCGAGUGGUAACAAAAAGUGGUACCGGCAGGCCAGUCAAAGACGACACGAAUUUCACAAUGCAGGACCGAGGGUGCGAUUCCCGGACGACUCGAAUAUAUUCCCCGAGGAAUCGAUCCAUCGUACCAUACUUGGCCUUAAAGUAGGACUGACCAGGAACGAUCGUAGCGAACAAGACCUGGACAGCUACAACGAGGGCACACACGGCGCCCGCAGUGAUAAGCGCGAACUAGGGCACAGGAUCUUCGUCAAUCGGAGCCUUCAUCUGGAGAACAUCAAGUUCUAUGGCUUCGACAUGGAUUACACAUUAGCAGAAUACAAGUCACCACAAUAUGAGCAACUGGGCUUCAAUCUGCUCAAGGAUCGUUUAGUAUCUCUAGGAUAUCCACAGGAAAUCAAGGCCUUUGAAUAUGAUCCCAGCUUUCCCGUUCGUGGAUUAUGGUUUGACACGUUACAUGGAAAUCUUUUGAAAGUUGACGCUUAUGGGAACAUUUUAGUCUGUGUCCAUGGCUUCGAGUUCUUAAAACACUCUCAGGUCUACGAGCUUUAUCCAAAUAAAUUUCUACAGUUAGACGAGUCUAGAGUUUAUGUGCUCAAUACCUUGUUCAAUCUACCGGAGACUUAUUUGCUGGCAUGUCUGAUAGAUUUUUUCACGAACUCACCGCAAUAUACUAGAGAAAGAACCGGAGUGAAAGAAGGUGAGCUCACCAUGAGCUUCAAAAGCAUAUUUCAGGAUGUUCGAAACGCGGUAGAUUGGAUACAUCUUCAUGGUGAUCUUAAAUCGAAGACUAUCGAGAACUUAGACGAAUAUGUAAAGAAGGACGAGAGGUUGCCUAUGUUCCUUACGAGAAUCCGAGAGAGCGGAGCAAAACUGUUUUUAUUAACUAACAGUGAUUACGUUUUCACGGACAAAAUUAUGACUUAUUUGUUCGAUUUUCCACACGGUGCACGGCCUGACGAACCACAUAGAAAUUGGAAAACCUAUUUCGAUACAAUUGUAGUAGACGCCAGAAAACCAUUGUUUUUUGGAGAAGGGACAAUAUUACGACAAGUGGAUACGAGAACAGGUGCUUUAAAACUUGGUACACUUAAAGGACCACUUCACACAGGGGAAGUGUAUUCAGGAGGCUCGUGCGACGUGUUUACAGAGUUAAUUGGUGCAAAAGGAAAAGAUGUGUUAUAUGUUGGUGACCAUAUAUUUGGCGAUAUUUUAAAGAGCAAGAAGAUAAGGGGAUGGAGGACAUUUUUAAUAGUCCCAGAAUUGGUUCAAGAGUUACACGUUUGGACCGAUAAAUGUCAAUUGUUUGCCGAAUUACAAAGUCUCGAUGUUAUGCUCGGGGAAAUGUACAAAAAUUUAGAUAGUAGUACAAAGGAAAAGCCAGAUAUUUCUAAGUUACGUGCGUCUAUAAGAGAUGUCACGCACAAAAUGGACUUAGCUUACGGCAUGAUGGGCUCCCUAUUUCGCAGCGGAAGCAGACAAACGUUUUUCAGUAGUCAAGUCGUGAGGUACGCCGAUUUAUACGCGGCGACCUUCUUAAAUCUGAUUUACUAUCCUUUUUCGUAUAUGUUCAGAGCACCUGCUAUGCUAAUGCCUCAUGAAAGUACAGUGGCACAUGAACAAAGAUUUGUUAUGGAAACGCCAAUGAUAAGCCGUACGAGAACGUUUAAACUAGCAGAUGAGGAAGAAGAACAUAAUCGGCCUUCUUCCAAAAAUUUAUAUGUAGAUCAUUUCAAUAAUCAAAUUCCACAUGCAAGACCAGAAACACCACGUAAUGUUACACAUACACAUGAUGAAGAUUGUAGUGAUGAAGAUAGUGAUUCGCAGAAACAAGCUAAUCAAUUGAGAGUAUCUACAAGAAACGUAAAUUGCAAUUAAAGUUAUAUUUUAUAAUACUCAGUGCUAUUUUUUAUCUUGUAUAAUUGAAAGUGACUGAAAAACAAAACGAUUAAUGUACAAUAUGUAGAAUUUUGUUUCAAAGAAUCAUGUUGCAUAGAAUCAUGACGUGUUUCAGCUGUGCUAAUAAUUAAUAUUUAGUCCCAAAGUAUAUAUAUGGUAAUU